Centropristis striata (black sea bass) is the source of this 4082-nucleotide messenger RNA. RefSeq names its product neurofilament medium polypeptide-like. The record is from RefSeq and is a predicted model, not a curated record. Gene Ontology annotation, biological process: axon development. Gene Ontology annotation, molecular function: structural constituent of postsynaptic intermediate filament cytoskeleton. The transcript has 4 exons. The coding region runs from base 1169 to 3439 and encodes 756 amino acids. NCBI's taxonomy places the organism in Eukaryota, Metazoa, Chordata, Actinopteri, Perciformes, Serranidae. Gene Ontology annotation, cellular component: axon; neurofilament.
UAUAAGGAGCUUAAACACAUUCAAUUGCUGAAGGACAGGCUGAGGGCCUUGGGUGCCACACAUACACACCGUCCCCUGGGUGUCAUUGCGCUGACAACACACGUGUACACAGGGAUGAAGAAUGGCUGAUACAGAGAAAUUACUGCGUGCUGAACCGUCUAUUCUUCAACAUACACCUCAGGGGAUAGGCACAGUUCUCCCUGCUCCUUUAAGGCAUGCAGUGCAAACUCACUCACCCUGAGUUUGAGCAAUCAAUAGGUGCUGUCAAGCUCCUCAGAAGUGGUCCUCUUCUCAGAGCAGACAUCCCUUUAGAUCAGCAGAGGCAGCUCAGUUUUUUUGUUGUGGGUGCUCUGCACAACCUGAUGUGUAUGCACUACAGUAUGUUGCUGCUUUUUAUGCAUCUGCCUGUUACAUGUCAUGUUUGGCCUGCAACCACAUGAGCAUAUAUAUGAAGAUAAUUUACUUUUAAGCAACAAAAAGAAGCAUCAACUUUAAGAUGAAAAGUAACGUUUUUAGUAAAAGGGGAGAAACAAACCAUGUGUGUGUAGUAAAAGGAGGAGAGAGAGUAUGUCAGUGGCCCAGCAGUUGAGUCCCAGGGGGUUAGCGUGGAUCUGCAAACUCACACUGCAGCAGUACAGCUACAGAGAGCAUCAGCAGAACACACUGCACACCUAAACAAUCAGUCCACACACACUUCAGCCAUAUCAUACCCAAAAUAUGUAGAUGCCUUUAAAUGUGUAAAACCUUGCAAAAUUAAUAAUUUAUUAGGACUGCUUAUAAAGACAGGACAGUUAUAAAAUAGGCAUGAAAUGACUCAUCAUGUCCUAAUAAUUUAACACGUUGGCUAACUGUUUUAUGCACAAACUGAUAGAAAGUGAAAAGUGAUGCUUGAAAAAAAUUGUAUAUGCUAUAAAAAAAAUAAUGUUUUUUAGAGCUGCUGAUAUGAUCAAUUGCACCUCGUUAACGCCCUGUGUAAAAAUACAAAUCAUCAACAAGGUGCUACACUCAUGAGGGUGAAUAUGUUCCUGCGCAGGCAGUGGUUUUGUGAAGACCAGAUAUCUCUUUAAAUAGAGUGUGUCCUGCUGCUGACUAGUGAGUUUUCCCUCCCUCCUUUAUAAACCCAGCUCUCCCCUCCUGCUGCAGUCACUUCUCCUCCGGCUCAGCCAACAUGAGUUUCACGGUAGAGCACCACCUCUUCGGCCCGACCUCGUACCGCAAGGCUCGGCCAGCCUCCGUGUCCUCCAGCGGCUUCCACUCCCAGCGCCGCCGCCUCACCUACAGCCAGCCGUCCUCCGCGGACAGCCUGGAGACCUUCGGCGGCGACAUGACCCGCAGGAAUGAGAAAGAGAUCCUGCAGACUCUCAACGACCGGUUCGCCGGCUACAUCGACAAAGUGCGCAACCUGGAGAUGCACAAUCGCAACUUGGAGGCUGAAGCGGCAGCUCUGCGGCAGAGCCAGGCCGGGCGCGCCUCGGUCGGGGAGCACUACGAGAGAGAGCUGGGCGACCUGAGGGGUCUGCUUCAGCAGCUGACCGGGGAGAAGGCCCGCGCUUCUCUGGAGCACGAACACCUGGAGGAGGACAUCCAGCAGCUGCGGGUGAGGCUGGAUGAUGAGGCGCGGAACCGGGAAGAGUUGGAGGCUGCGGCGCGCACCAUGAAGAAGUAUGUUGAGGAGUGCCGGCUGGCGAGGAUGGAGCUGGACAAGAAGCUCCGUGUCCUGGAGGAAGAGGCCGUUUUCCUGAAGAAGAAUCACGAGGAAGAAGUGGCGGAGCUCCUCGAGCAGAUUCACGGCGCGCAGGUGAGCUUCGACCUGCGGGACACGCUCAAGGCGGACGUCACCGGCGCACUGCGAGAGAUCCGCGCACAGCUGGACGGUCACGCAUCCAAGAGCUCAACGCACGCGGAGGAAUGGUUCAAAGUGCGUAUGGAGCGUCUGUCUGAAGCUGCUAGGUCCAACCAGGAUGCAAUCCGUGGAAGCCAGGAGGAGAUCUCAGAGUACCGCCGUCAGCUCCAGAGCCGCACUAUUGAGCUGGAGACUCUUCGGGGAACCAAGGAUUCACUGGAGAGGCAGCGUAUGGAGUGUGAAGACAGACACCACGAUGAUCUCAACUCACUACAGGAGACAAUUAACCAGCUGGAUAAUGAGCUGAAAUCCACCAAAUGGGAGAUGGCCGGUCAGCUGAAAGACUACCAGGAGCUGCUGAAUGUGAAGAUGGCUCUAGAUAUUGAAAUUGCUGCUUACAGGAAGCUACUGGAGGGAGAAGAGAACCGCUUUGUGUCAGGAGGAGGCCCGUACUCUUACCUGGAGAGCAGAAUCUCUUCCCACAUGAAAGUGAAAGGAGAGGAGAUCACAGAUACAGUCAUCGUGGAGGAACAGACAGAUGAGACCCAGGUGACAGAGGUGACAGAAGAGGCAGACGAGGAGGAAGAAGAGGAGGGAGAGAAAGAAGAAGAGGAAGCCGAGGAAGGUGAGGAAACCAAAGAAGAGGAAGAAGGUGAGGAAGGAGAAGAUAAGGAGGAGGAAGGAGAAGGAGAAGGAGAAGAAGAGAAAGAGGAAGAGGAGGAACAAAAGGAUGAGGACAAAGAAGAUGAAGAAGAGGCAGGUGAGGAGGAAGAAGAGAAGUCCAAAUCUCCUGAAAAGGCUGCAUCCCCUCCGAAAUCUCCUGCUGUCAAAUCACCAGAAUCUAAAUCUCCACAAAAAUCACCAGAAUCUAAAUCACCACCAGCCAAAUCCCCCAUGCCCAAAUCACCUGCGAAGUCGCCUGCAGUCAAAUCCCCCGCAGGAGAUCAGUCAAAGUCACCUGUGUCUAAAUCCCCACCCAGCAAAUCCCCUGAAUCUAAAUCCCCUCCUCCCAAGACUCCGGAACUAAAGUCUCCAGAAAAGGAGAAGGCCAAGCCUGUCGCUGCCAAAGACACCCCUAAAGAGGAGAAAAAAGAGGAGAAGCCUGAGCCUGUCAAGGAGGAGAAGAAGGAGAAGGAACAACCCGUGAAGGAGGAGAAGAAGCCAGAGCCCAAGGAGAAAGAGCCAGAGAAGGCAGACAAACCUGAGGCAAAGAAAGAGAGCAAGGCAGAUGAGGCUCCAAAGAAGGAUGACGCUUCAAAACCAGAUUCAAAGCCCGCAGAGGACAAACCUGCACCCAAGUCCGAGCCUAAAGAGAGCGCUCCUCCCGCCAAGGAGGAGAAACCCUCUGCUCCUAAAUCCGAGCCAGAGGCAAAGUCUGCCUCUAAAGCGGAGCCAGAGAAACCAGAGGGCAAGAAGGAGGAGAAGAAGCCAGAGGAGAAGCCGGCACCUAAAGCCGAACCAGAGAAAACAGACAGCAAGAAAGACGAGAAGAAGCCAGAGGUGAAAAAGGAGGCUAGUAAAGAAGACGUGAAGGAUGCAGGGAAGGCGGAGAAAUCUUCUGGCACCGAGUCGAAGGACGAGAAGGCCAAGAAGUAAAACUGAUAAGCUGUGAAUCAAGAGAGGAGAGGAGAGGAGGAGAUGCCAAAGAACUAUGAGUGAGGGUAAGGAGCAGGAGAAAAGGAGUUGGAUGCACCUCGCUCUCGAGGCGGGCGCUCUAAUGUCCAAAGCUUAGCAGGUGAUGGUAUGUAAGCAAUAGUGAUUUCUGUAGCAAAUAACCCACUGCUCCCUAAGUAUGGCCAUUACACACCCCUGAUGCUUCUGAUGUAUGACUGUAGUGAAUGCAGAAUGCUCUAAACUCCUAUUCUGAAUGUGACAACUGCCCUUAAUAAAUAACAAGUGCAUUUAAACUGAAUCCCGCUGACAGGGACCGCAGGGGCCUGCUGUAAAGCCUUCAAGGGUAGAGAUGUCAAAACAAUGUUAAGCUAAAGAUUGUCACAUAUGUUGGAUAUAAAAAAAACAUAUAUUUAAGGAGAUACAAAUGUCUAUAUUAUAUUUACAGAUACAUCAGUUACGAAAGAACUUGAAUUAUUUUGCUUGUUGUGCACCUUAACGCGGCUUCUCCUGACAGGUGAAGUGCUUCUGGUCUGCAGUGCUAGGACAAUGAUGACUAUGUGUUAUGUAUAAACUGCUGAGAAUAUGCAAUAUGAAACAGAUAAAUAAAAAGAAUGAAAAAUCAAAC